UGGAGGGUUGAAAGAUGAUGAGAGUAGUGGAGCAGAGACGUUCCUUUUUAGGAAAUAACAUCCUCAUCUCCUCGUACCCAUCCACGCAUGUCUGAAGACGUAGUAAUGCAAGAUUUAGACAACAACACUCGUGAAGACAACCCACCUCCAACAAAGAAAUUAAAAUCCUCAUCAACACCGUCAACGUCGUCCUUCAAGCCAAAGUCAAAGGCACAACGUCCUCGUUCACCGUCACCAACCCCGCCGCCACCACCACCACCCCCUCUACAAACUAUCAGACUAGAAAUUACACUAGGAGGUCCAGAUAAUUAUGAAGUCGAUAUUGCUGCAAGAGCAAAAAAAACAGGUCAACGUCAACCAACUCCACCUCCUCCAAAACCAGACACUUCAGAAAGCGAAGGAGAAGACGACCAAGAACCAAAAAAGAAAAAGAAAAAACAUGCUACUUCAGAGUAUUACGACGUAAACGACCCUUUUAUCGACGACUCCGAGUUGAACAUCGAUAAUCGCACUCAUUUCGCUCAAACAAAGCAGCAGGGCUUUUACGUCUCAAGUGGAGAAGUCGCACUUAUGAAAGAUAGCAGGUCCCCCAAGAAACCGAAAUCGAAAAAGCUCCCUGCUGAGGCAACGGCCGGACCAAGUAAAGCUGUUGGCAGGGAAGAGGGCACGAAGGAACAUCCUAUCAGUCUGCUAGGCGAAGACAAGGCAAACAAGAAACGCAAGAAUUAUACAGUCGUAGAAGAGAACGGCAAGAAGAGAAAAGUCGUCGAUAUCCGCGACUUUCAUCCCGAACUUCAACUAGCCAUCGAAGACCUCAAAGCUGCCAUAUCCAAAGAAUCAUGGGACGUCAAGGGCAAGUUCCCACCCUCCGUAAAGCCCAUACUCGCAGACGUCGCUCUCAAAGCUGUCAACCUCGGCGAAUACGAUGAUGACUUUUUCAAUCUCAUGCCCGUCUUGUUUCCGUAUAACCGCUUCACCAUGACCAAACUCAUCAAACGCACCAUAUUCACAGACCACCUCAAGAUCUUGACGGAUAGACAAGAUGAGCUGCUUCAACAGCUCGCGGUGCUUACGAAAGAGGGGUUCUCGAAGGCGCAGGAGGAGUGGGAGAAGAGCGUUGUUGCUUGGGAACGCCGUAAAGAGAAAGCCAAGAAUGAAAGCGAAGCAGGCGGAGCAUCAGCCUCAACGCCUAGUGCCAGCGUUGACGCAGCACACCACGACGACGGUGCAGGGAGUGGUGUUGAUGGUGAUAACCGCGGUGGUGAUGGUGAUAGAACCCUUCCAGAUGCCGACGGUGAUAACGCCCGCGGUGCAGACGGCGACAACGCUCGCGGUACAGACGGUGCCGGGACCGAUGGCGACAACGCCCCAGGAGCCGGAGCCGGAGCAGCAGGCAAGACGGACGGAACGAGAGACGCGCAUCCUCCGGCGCAGAAAUAUAGGUUGACGGAGGCGAUGAAGGUGAUUGUGUGGCAGCUUGUGAUGCUUAGUAAUGAGUGCUGUAGGCUUGAGAACGAGAAGAAUGAGUUAGACGGGAGUAAUGCGCUUGUUAGCGAACAGGGGUCGAGAAAGAUUUUGUAUCAGAAGAUUGUGGCGGCUUUCCCUAGUGGAUGGUUGAAUUCGGGUCAGUUAUCACGAGAAGUGAGCUCCCUCAAGAAGAAAUAUGAGAAAGAGACGAUGGAGCAAGAGAACUGAGGACGGGCUUUUAUUUUAUUUUAUUCAGUCAUAUCAUCUUUACUAGUUAUGAAUCUGGAGUGUCUUUUGGUGGUUGAUAUGGUAUAUUAUUCGUUACCUCAGGACCCACUUUUACUUUGUUUCGAUCCCUGCUUUGCUUUUGAUCCCCCACUUUGCUUCGAGCUCCACUUUACUUCGGUCCCCACUUCUUCGAGCUCCACUUUGCUUCGACCCCCACAUGACACUGGUUACUUGCUCCUUGCUCCAGGUGUGUUUGUCCUCUCCCCCCCCUUCGAAGUACUUAGCUUAGGUUCUCACUAUUCACAACAUUAUCGAUAUCCUCAUUUAUUGCUUUUUCGGGGAGUGAUCUGGAGCUUAGCGCGCGCUUAGUAAUUGGCUCUCGAUGCGACAAAGUUGCAAAACGUUGCUCUUCUGUACAUGUUGAUAUUGUAUCUUUGACUGCAUAUGUUUGUGUC
Molecule: messenger RNA, 2150 nt
Organism: Suillus clintonianus
Lineage: Eukaryota; Fungi; Basidiomycota; Agaricomycetes; Boletales; Suillaceae
Exons: 10
Coding region: 88-1695 (535 amino acids)
Source: RefSeq, a predicted model, not a curated record